Molecule: messenger RNA, 2229 nt
Organism: Danio rerio (zebrafish)
Lineage: Eukaryota; Metazoa; Chordata; Actinopteri; Cypriniformes; Danionidae
Source: RefSeq, a predicted model, not a curated record
UGCUAUUUUUCAAGAAAACUUCACACUUGCAUGGAAUUACUCUUACCUCAGCAAGACACAUCUCAAUUCAUGACCAACAACAGAUUUUAAGCCGUGUAUAAAUAAAUAACCGCCCGUAGCCUUGUUAAAUCGGCGUGGGUGUGCUAGCCACCAAACACCAGUUUACUCACUCGUUCCCGCCUUUUUUUCUCAAGCGCGCGUUCAUGCAGAGAUCAGCUCCGUGUGCAGCACUUGGAAACACGCAGAUAGAUAGUCUACUGUAAACAGAGGAGUCCACAGCCACACACUCGUCGUCUCUCAUCGGGUUCAUACAGUUUGAGGGCAGAGCAAAAUGACAGAUCCUCCAUCUUUGUUGUCCAUUCUUACUGCGCUGGCUGUGUUUGCUUCUUUGGCCUCUAGAGGUGCCUCCAUCACAAACAAUGAGGACAACUGCCACUCGACACAGAUGAAGGUCCCAGUGAUCCUGGACCAGAGCUCAGCAACUCUUCAAAGUCCAGAAUUCACUGCUGAUGAAUCCAAUGACCAAGCAGUGAUGUGUGGGAUUGAGUGCCAAAGAAAGCUGCCAGAACCGAGGCCUGCCGAGCUGGAGCGAUUGCUGUCUUAUGAAACAGUCUACGAGAACGGGACGCGCAUCUUCACCAAAAUCAAACUGGAGCAAUUCUCCGCUGACUUGAGAAACAAGUCCUCUUCUGUUGUUUGCAACUCAGAACCACUUAAGCGCAGAAAGCGGCAGGUAUACGGCAUGGAUGGGCGUUUUGUGAUCACCGAUAAACAUUUCACCACCAAUUACCCCUUUUCCACCUCGGUUAAGCUCUCCACGGGUUGCUCAGGAAUCUUGGUUUCUCCAAGACAUGUGCUGACCUCUGCCCACUGUGUCCAUGAUGGCCACGAGUAUCUGAAGGGCACAAAGAAGCUCCGUGUGGGUGUCAUGAAGCUUCGCUCCAAACGCACGGGAGGACGCCAACGAGGAGGCAGGAGCAGAGGAGAAAAGAGGAGAGAAAGUGAAGCAGAAAUAAAGGAGCCCAACGGGAAAAGGAUGAACCGUAUGAAGCGAGACACAGAGUCAGACCAGUCUAAAAAAACAGUCUUCAGGUGGACGCGGGUCAAGCGAACUCAAGUGCCAGCAGGCUGGAUGAGACAAACAGGCAAGGAGGUCUCGGCUGACUAUGAUUACGCCCUGCUGGAGCUGAAACGAGCCCACAAGAUGAAGUUCAUGGACUUGGGUGUUGUUCCUGCAGUCAAGGACGUCCCCGCUGGAAGGAUUCACUUCUCUGGGUUUGACAACGACCAAUUGGGGAAAGUGGUCUACCGCUUCUGUUCAGUCUUGGAGGAGUCUAAUGACCUGAUGUACCAGUACUGCGAUGCGCAGAAGGGAUCGAGCGGAGCCGGUGUGUAUGUAAGGCUACGGGAUCAGGGAGGAAAAGGGAAGUGGAAGAGGAAGGUGAUCGGUGUGUUUUCUGGACACCAGUGGGUGGAUGUCGAUGGGAUGCAGAAGGACUAUAACGUGGCAGUGAGAAUAACACCCAUCAAGUAUGCACAGAUUUGUCAUUGGAUCCACGGAAAUGCAAGCCAGUGCAAAUUAGUCUAAGAGGGUCAUUCUUAAGUGAAGGUACUACAUUUAUACGCCCAACAUGACGUCAAGGAGUCCUCAAGACUGCAGGGACAGUCUAGAUUAAAAAAAACAUGUGACCCAAUGGAACAAUUAUUGUCGCAACACAGAUAGAGCAAAGAAAUGCCUUUACAUGACAAGAUAGACUUGGAUGUUGUAUAUUUAUUUUGUUUAUUGCCAAAAUUUGAGACUUGAGGCUUUAAAAUGGCCAUGUUUGUGUUUAAAAAGGCAAAAUUACCAUAUGAAGCCAAGUAGUCAGCUACUGAAAAGCAAAACAGCUAGGCACUCUGUCUGCCCGAGUCUUCCGUUCUUGAAGAGUUCAGCCAAAUAUGAAAAAUGUAUUCAUGGUGACUAGAUUAUUUUCAGAAGAAAAAUGGAUGGUAGUUCAUGCUACCUCUGAACAACAAUAUAUUAAUGUCAGGGACAAUUGUUUAUGACUAAGAGCCUACAUUAUUUGUAAUUGAAUGCAUAAGCGAUAUGGAUUUUCUUGCGUCAUAAAUCUCCAUCCAGUUUCACUGAAUGAAGGAGAUGCUCAGAUUAGUUUAGGUCCAAACUCAGUCCUGGAGGGCAGGUGUCCUGCAGAUUUUAGCUCAAACUUACCUCAACACACUUGCAAGGAA